Molecule: messenger RNA, 1611 nt
Organism: Nylanderia fulva
Lineage: Eukaryota; Metazoa; Arthropoda; Insecta; Hymenoptera; Formicidae
Source: RefSeq, a predicted model, not a curated record
AUGACGAGAUCGUUCGCGAGUUCAUUGCUGUCGAUGCUACCAUUACGCGUCUCGGCUAGUGUUGUGCAGUCUAAAGGAGAAAUUCUCUUCGCGGUCGACGAGGACGUCUGCGCUCAAGCUGCCGUCGGAACUGCUCAAACUCCUCGGCUUACUGUGAUCUCCAAAGACUGUUUCUUCGCGUGUUGCGACAAAAGGUCGCUCGCGAAAUCUAUACCGCCGGCUCGAUUUCUCGCGUUAAUUGAUAAGAAAAGGAAAGUUAAUUUCAAAUCAACCUCGUCGCUGAGUGUCAACAAGCUUAAUAAAGCGGAAUUAUUUUGGCUGUCGUACGUACAAAAGAAGGCUUUUGAAUCCGAAAUCAAAGCACUAAAGAAAAGCAACGCAGUUUCGAAGAAAAGUUCACUUAGAACUUUAACUCCAUUUGUUGGCGAAGAUGCAGUACUUCGCUUUGGCGGGCGGUUGAAAAAUGCUGCUCUCACAUACGAAGAGCAACAUCCUAUUUUAGUACCGCGAGGACAAGUCUCGUACCUUUUAAUCGCUCAGGCUCACAAACACACUCUCCACGGUGGAGUUCAAUUAGUGUUGCCUAGAGUAUCGAGUCAGCUGAUGGGGGAUUUGCCUUCUCCUCGCAUGCAACCGUCGUCACCGUUUACGCAUACGGGUGUGGACUACGUUGGUCCUUUUUUUAUUACGCCUUUCGUUGGAAGAGGACAAAAGACACGAAAAGGUUAUUACGUGGUUCUAUUCGUUUGUCUCGUUAUCAAGGCGAUCCACGUGGAGCUAGUGGAGGAUUGCUUCAGUGCUGGAUUUCUUGCGUCCUUUCGGCGAUUCACGAGCCGACGAGGCUUACCGUGUAAGUUAUACUCUAACGGAACUAACUUUCACGGCGCUAAAAAGGAAUUAAACAGCGAAUUUGAGGCGCUCAUGAAAGAUUCGUCUCUACACGACGUUCUUGCUAACGAUAAAAUUGAGUGGCAUUUUAUCCCGUCCGCAGCUCCUCAUUUCGAAGGACUUUGGGAGGCGGGCGUGAAAAACCUCAAAUCGCAUCUAAAGCGGAUAGCCGGUUCGCGUACCCUGUCGCAGGCUGAAUUCGCUACGCUCCUAUGCCAGAUAGAGGCAUGUUUGAACUCCCGACCGAUUGCGGCUCUUAGCGACGACCCGAGCGAUCUGUCCGCGUUCACUCCGAGUCAUUUUUUAAUAGGCCGACCGAUCGUUGCGGCUCUUAGCGACGACCCGAGCGAUCUGUCCGCGUUCACUCCGGGUCAUUUUUUAAUAGGCCGACCGAUCGUUGCGAUACCGGAGGAAUCAAUACUCGCGAUAAAUACGAAUCGACUUUCGAGAUGGCAGUUCGUUCAUUCGAUGGUGGAACAACUCUGGCGUGCUUGGUCGCAAGACUACUUACAUUCGCUGCAACAGCGAUAUAAGUGGUCAGAAAGAUCGCCUUGUUUUCGCGUUGGCGAGCUCACGUUGUUAAAAAAUCCUUUGCUCCCUCCGAGCAAAUGGGAACUCGCGCGAGUCACUCGGGUCCAUCCCGGAUCCGACGGACUCGUUCGAGUAGUUACCGUGAGAAUCGCGUUGUUCAAUAUUGAAACGACCAAUCACGCUACUGUGUAG